Messenger RNA from Gamsiella multidivaricata, 2018 nucleotides. RefSeq lists its product as uncharacterized. Bases 356 to 1888 code for a protein of 510 amino acids. Gene Ontology annotation, cellular component: inositol phosphoceramide synthase complex. The record is from RefSeq and is a predicted model, not a curated record. Lineage: Eukaryota; Fungi; Mortierellomycota; Mortierellomycetes; Mortierellales; Mortierellaceae. Gene Ontology annotation, biological process: inositol phosphoceramide metabolic process; sphingolipid biosynthetic process. Gene Ontology annotation, molecular function: inositol phosphoceramide synthase activity. The transcript has 2 exons.
CUUGUCCAUCUCCGGCGUCCUUUCUUUUCUCCUUUGGGCUAGGAUAAACACUCCCUUCCUUUCCCUCUUCUCGCUCCUCUUCGCUCCUCUUCGCUCCUCUUCGUUCCUCCUUUUGUCGAUCACUGUCCCAUCCUUGGGGUCGCUUUCUUCUCUUUCUUACUCUUCACCCUUUGCCAUUUUCAGUCAACACCUCCCCUGGUCCACACUCACCACCUAUCAUACAAGGCCAGCUCCGGUUUAGUGGCGAAACAUAAGACCCCAUCCAAUCUGCGGGACAGGAACAGCUCUCACAUUCACACACUCCACUCACACUCUCCACUCACACCACCCUCCUCCUCGGGCAAAGCAUAACAACAUGGUGCUCGCUGCACCCAUCCCCCGGCCCUUCCACAGGCUCCAUAGAGCUCUUAGGGCAGCCCUCGUCUCCACAUUUCGGCCUCUUCAGCAGUACCAGUACUCUCUCUACGAUCUUCAAUACGUCUUUCUCUUCGUCCUCUUCUCGUUCUGUUACUGGAUUAUGGACAAGCCUGUCUGGUUUAAAUUGCCCAUUGCCCUGACGACUAUCGCCCUGCUGAUCCCACGACGCACUCGCCUCUUUAUGCUGCCUUUCUUCGCCGUCGCCGCCUGGCUGAUUCUCUUUUACUGCUGCCGCUUCAUUCCCUCGGAAUGGCGACCCCAUAUCUUCACCUCGGUCCUGCCUGCGCUCGAAAACAUUCUCUAUGGAGGCAGUAUCUCUGAGAUGUUGGCUUCAACGACCACACCCACUAAGGAUAUCUUAGCCUGGCUUCCUUACGGUGUGUUGCAUUACGUCCUGCCCAUCGUCACGGCCAUCUUGAUCGUCGUAUUUGGACCUCCAGGGACUCUGCCUGUUUAUGCUAGGACCUUUGGGUACAUGAACGUGGCGGGAGUGCUUACUCAGAUCCUCUUCCCCUGUGCGCCUCCAUGGUACGAAACACGCUAUGGAGGUUUCAAGCCAGCAGCGUACACCAUGCCCGGGGAUCCCGGUGGAUUGGCGCGUGUUGAUGAUAUCCUGGGUAUCGAAAUGUACAAAACCACGUUCACUGCUUCGCCACUGGUCUUUGGCGCGUUUCCGUCGCUCCAUUCGGCGGUCUCGUGCCAACUCGCGUUCUUCUUGGUCUACGUCUUUGGUCCCAGAUCGAUCCCCUUUGCGCUGUGCUACAUCCUCUGGGUUUGGUGGGCGACCAUGUAUCUCGGUCAUCAUUAUGUUGUCGAUCUCGUUGGCGGAGGUGCAUACGCCGUCAUUGCCUUUUGGAUCGGCUCGUUCUUUUUGCCGCCGGUCCUGCCUCCUCAGGAACCUGAGCUCUUUAGCAAACCUAGGGAAUUCCAGGAUCUGGGCGACGCCAUGAACCGACAGGAGAAGCAAACCCUGUUCAACGCGCCUGAAGACGACGAGGAGGAGAUAGACAUUAGGCACAGCAGCAACGGUGGACCAAGUAAGAGCAUCGAUAAGUCUUGGAACAUGGGACAUGACGAGGUAGAAGACGCUGAACAUGGUGGACAGAUAUCAUUCAAGGACAACGGUGUGGAUAUCAUGGAGAUGAACAGCGUUGUCGUCGUGACCAUCCCAACACGCGAGGAGCUCGAGAUUGAAGUAGCGCGGACAACAUUCUCUGAGCCAUCAUCGCCGACCGGUAGUGAGCGCUCGAUCUCGUCAUCGACGACUGUAUCAUCGUGGACACGAAAGAAGAAGAGGGUCUCAGCAACAAGGUCGCGCCAGUCAUGGAUUGGUUGGCAAGGAUACGAAUCCUGGAUCGAAGUUUUGGCGACCGUGAAUUCUCCAAGAACAUCGCCAAAGACGUCCCCAAAGAGUACUCCAGCGCCGUCUCCACGCAGCUCAACGGCUAAUGUGCCGGGAGCGCCUUUUUAAAGACAGGGAUAUCCCCUUCCAACUUCUGUACAAUAUAAUCUACACUACUCCUUCUCUUCCUUCUCUUUUGUCCCCUAAUCGCUUCUAUCUAGCAUCUGCCAUCUAAUUUUAAAAUAAAUAAGAGUUUACC